Messenger RNA from Saprolegnia parasitica CBS 223.65, 1485 nucleotides. RefSeq lists its product as hypothetical. Gene Ontology annotation, biological process: transmembrane transport. Gene Ontology annotation, cellular component: membrane. The transcript has 6 exons. The record is from RefSeq and is a predicted model, not a curated record. Gene Ontology annotation, molecular function: transmembrane transporter activity. Lineage: Eukaryota; Oomycota; Saprolegniomycetes; Saprolegniales; Saprolegniaceae. The coding region runs from base 1 to 1485 and encodes 494 amino acids.
AUGCCCAUCGAAGCCAUCACGUCCGUCCUCAUCGGCGCCUGUGUCGUCGCCGGUACCUUGCUCGAUGCAGAAGGCAGUCGCGAGAGCAACCGCUUGCACUUGCGCGCGUACCGCUGGCAGCGGCUCGGCAACUGGCUGCCGCUUGGCAUCGCCUACGCUGCGUUCUACAUGGCGCGCUACAACAUUGCCGCAGGCAACGUCGCGGCCCUUCGCGCCCAGCUGCACUUGACGACCACCGACAUGGGCUGGGUCAUUUCGGCCGGUUCGUGGACGUACGCGCUCAGCGCUCCGCUCACGGGACACGUGACCGAUCGCAUUGGCGGGCAGCGCGGGAUGGUGCUCGCGUGUGCUGGCGCCGGCGCAUGCAACCUCCUCUUGGGCCUCGCGUUCUCGCACGGCCGCGUGUCCGAGGCCACGUUCUGCUUCCUCUUUGCUCUGAACCAAGGGUUCCAAGGCUUUGGCACGGCGGCCGUCGUCAAGAUUAACGCCAUGUGGUAUGGACCCAGCGAACGCGGUCUCUUCUCGGGCAUCUUUAACAUGCUGGUCGUCAGCGGCUACUACCUCGCGCUCGGGUCGGGUGACUCGAUCGUGGCGACGUUGGGGUGGCCGUACCUCUUUUACAUUCCAAGCCUCUUGCUUGGCGCCAUGGGCCUCGUGUCGCUGCUCUGGAUCCGCAACAGCCCGCCGACGUCCGAAGCACCGUCGAUGCCGUCGACGACGCCCUUUUGUGACACCCAGCACAGCGGCCUCCUCUCCCUUCUACGCAACCCGACCGUGUGGGGCUACCUCGGCGCGAUCUUUUGCCUCUCGUGGGCCCGCGACGGUCUCCUCAACUGGAUGUACUCGUACUUUGAUGCGGUGCGCGCGUCGCCGUUAUCGCCAAGUGACCAUGCGCUCCUUGGUGGUGCGUGGACACUCGGCGGCUUCGUCGGCGGUGUCCUCUGCGGCUGGAUCUCGGACCACCUCUUCCGCGGCCAGCGCAUGCCACCGAUCGUGCUCUUCUCGGCCAUGCAAGGCAUGGUUGUCUACGGCAUGUACAUGGCGGCACCCCACGUGUCGAUGGCCGUGCUGGCACUUCUGCUCUUCGUCGCGAGUGUCUUUCUCCUCGGAAGCUACACGAUGCUCAGUUAUACGAUUCCGACCGACUUGCCCGUCGAGAUUGCGGCCAGCGCCGGCGGCCUCUUCACGACGGCCGCCUACAUGGCCACCGGUCUCUCGGGUGUCGUCAUGGGCGCCGUCGUGGGCGACUACGGCUAUGACUUUUGGGUGGCCUCGCUCGUCUUGGCGUCGAUCGCAUCGGGCCUCUGCACGUACGUCGGCGCGCAGUAUGCACGGUCGCAUGCCAGUCUUGCAUGCGAGACCGAGUGCACGCCACUGCAAACAAAAGCCGUCGAUCGCCGGCGCGCGUCGCUUGUCAAUACACAAGGCGACUUUAUCGCCGUGCCGAUCCUUGAUAGUAGUACAAAGGAGGUCACCGAGACAUAA